Plectropomus leopardus (leopard coralgrouper) is the source of this 3798-nucleotide messenger RNA. RefSeq names its product splicing factor U2AF 65 kDa subunit-like. Gene Ontology annotation, biological process: mRNA processing. NCBI's taxonomy places the organism in Eukaryota, Metazoa, Chordata, Actinopteri, Perciformes, Serranidae. Gene Ontology annotation, cellular component: nucleus. The record is from RefSeq and is a predicted model, not a curated record. Gene Ontology annotation, molecular function: RNA binding.
CUGCACUGACAUACAGAGAGCUGGCUGGUUUAUCGUUCCCCUCAGACAAGAUAGACCUGCUAUAUUUUUAUACAACCAGACAAGCGGUAUUAUGUCGGAUUUCGAGGAAUUUGAGAAACAGCUGAGCGAGAAUCGACAGGAGAGAGAAAGAGAAAGACACAAAAAGAGGAGUCGCAGUGGAUCUCCCGGCCGAGGCGACAAGCAUCGCAGCUGGAGCAAGGACCGAGGGAGUCGCAGCCGAGAGAAGAGAAGCCGCAGCCGAGAUCGCAAGAGCCGGGACCGCAGGAGCUCCUCCCGAGACCACAAGAAGCACAGCCACUCUCCCAGGCGAACAAGGAAGAAAAGGACAUGCAAAUAUUGGGAUGUGCCUCCUCCUGGCUUUGAACACAUCACACCAAUGCAAUAUAAAGCUAUGCAAGCGGCCGGGCAGAUACCAACAAUAGCUCUGCUGGCGACGUCCACCACCACUGGAGUGGCUGCAGCUCCAACACAAGUGCCCAUAGUUGGCAGUCAGAUGACAAGACAAGCCAGACGCCUUUAUGUUGGAAAUAUUCCCUUUGGAGUAACUGAAGAGUCCAUGGCAGAGUUCUUCAACGCCCAGAUGAGGCUUGCAGGCCUUUCACAAGCUCCCAGCAACCCUGUGCUCGCUGUGCAGAUUAAUCAGGACAAAAACUUCGCUUUCCUUGAGUUUCGGUCUGUGGAUGAGACGACGCAGGCGAUGGCCUUUGAUGGAAUCAUUUUUCAAGGCCAAUCCCUGAAGAUUAGAAGACCUCACGACUAUCGGCCUUUACCUGGUAUCUCAGAGCAGCCGGCUUUCCACGUCCCAGGCGUCGUCUCCACAGUCGUUCCCGAUUCCCCCCACAAACUGUUUAUAGGAGGCCUGCCGAACUACCUUAACGAUGACCAGGUAAAGGAGCUCUUGACAUCGUUUGGGCCUCUCAAAGCGUUCAAUCUUGUGAAGGACAGUGCCACGUCACUGUCAAAAGGUUACGCCUUUUGCGAAUACGUAGACAUCAGCGCCACUGAUCAGGCAGUUGCUGGGCUCAAUGGGAUGCAACUGGGCGACAAAAAGCUGAUAGUCCAAAGGGCGAGUGUGGGAGCUAAAAACGCCAAUCCUACCUCCAUCAUAGAGACCCCGGUGACGCUGCAGGUCCCAGGGCUUCAGAGGCUGCAGAACUCUGGCAUGCCCACUGAGGUGCUGUGCCUUCUCAACAUGGUGAUGCCCGAGGAGCUGGUGGAUGACGAGGACUACGAGGAGAUCCUGGAAGACAUCCGUGAAGAGUGCUGCAAGUACGGCAGCGUCCGCUCCAUUGAGAUUCCCCGACCCGUUGAUGGUGUGGAAGUCCCCGGCUGUGGAAAGAUCUUUGUGGAGUAUGUGUCUGCAGCAGACUGUCAGAAAGCCAUGCAAGCUCUCACCGGCCGUAAGUUUGCCAACAGAGUGGUGGUCACCAAAUACUACGAUCCAGACAUGUAUCACAGACACGAGUUUUGAAAGCACAGACCAGUCCUCCUUUCUGUUGGUGAGCUUGGGUUCAGUCAGUUUCUUUACUCCUCUGAAUGUCGUGAACACGUCCAAGAAAAGACUUGUUUUAUUACGUCUUCUACUUAACAAAAUUGGACUGCAGUGUGUGUCUUUUCACCGAAUAUCUAACUCCCAGCUUUAGCUUUAACACCCACACAGUGAACUGAUCUCAUUAUGAAUUCAAGAAAUACUGUAGUAUCCUUUACAUCUGUAGUAGAAUGAAUGUGACAUAUAUCUUAUCUAAACUAAUACUGCCUGACAAUGCCAGAGUAGCUGUCGUAUGAAGUAUGCACUAUGUGAGAAAAAAAACAGUCAAAUGUUUAGAUUUCCCUCCUGAGCACAAACAUUCAUUGUUUUAGAUUUAAGAAUUCAUCAUAGCAUUUAUUGUGUGGCUAUGAGAGAAAAAAGGUUUUGUUUAUUUAUUUUUCCAAAGUAAUAUUUUCCUCUGUGUGUCACAUAUUAAUGUUCCUUAAACAUAUAUGAUGCUAAUACCUGCACUGCUUACAUAGACCAAAUGUUAACUUUUUUUUUCUUUUUUUCUUAUGGAAACGGCUUUAGUGGUCGUUUUGUAAAUAUGAAAUAUUAACUAUUAAAAUGAAAGAAAUAUAUAUUAAAUCGGCCAUGCAUACUGGAAGCUACUUGAAUUAGAUGAUCUGCAAAAAGAUGAUUCGUCUUGGUUGAAACAUUUUAUCAAACAGCUGUUUAUCAUUUGUUAAGCCCCUCCUCUGUGAACAGUGAUUAUCCAUUCAUGGCUCAGCAAACAUAACUAGGGCUGCAGGAAGAGAUGCUUUUACAAAACCAGAACUAGCUCAAUAGCUACAGUAGCUAACUAAGCAUUGCCUCCAAAGGCAAGAAGCAUAUCGCUAAUGCUAGCUAAUUUGUGGGGUCAAAGGUUAAGUUAGCAAGCUAGGUAGUAUUUCUGCUGUGUGAUGAUGAUGCAGAUGAUACCUUAUUACAAAUCAUUCAUUGUUACACAAUUUUACUCAAAAACAGUAAUACAGAUUUUUUUCUUUCUUUUUUACACUAUAGUAAUUCUGUAGAGACCUAAGUUAUUGACAUAUUUCUCAGUCCAGUGGCACAAGCCAGCCACCAAGCUAAUAUGUAUGAUUAGCUAAUGUGUGCAGUAAGCUUAAUUGUAUGUAAGCUUAUGUGGACAAUAAACUAAUAUGUACAGUAAGCUUAUGCGAAUGGUAAGCUAAUGGGUACAGUAAGCUAAUGUGAACAGUAACAAUACAUACAGCAACGUUAUGACAUUACAACAUACAGUGUUUCUCAGGCAUUGAUUUCUUUUUGCAACUGCCAAAUUAUCAACAUUGACUGACACAUUGAUUUUUUUACCAUUUCAAAUGGGUAGAAACUUAUUUCAGUGUAGAGCGGCUUGCAGAACAUUGAGCUGUUCAGUUGCUCCUUGCCAGCUCUCACUCUCUUGCUGUUUAUUAGACCAAAACUGAGACAAGUUAAAUGUCAUGGCUAGCUAGCAUCCCUAGGAGGAAUGUAUGAAAGACAUAAUGUGAAUAAAUGUGACUAAAUGUAAGGUGGAUUACACUUUUAAACAUGUCCUUGUCAGUAAAUAUGAUUUCUGCCUGAAUUGUUUCAGAUUUUCAUUGGCAGUGGUGGUUGUUUAACGAUAAAGACAACAAUUCCCAUCAUUCCACACUACUUCUUGACAUCAUCAAAGGCCGUCUUUUGUUAUUGUUUUGAUUGAGAGACCCCUAGUGGCAGAAAUGACAAAACUGACAUAGCAACAAAACUAAGAAGGUGGGGCUUAACAAAUGGUCAAUAGUGACCCUCUAAUCAGCAAUAGUCAUCAACUUAUUUCCAAAAUCAGAAUAACAAAUCAAAUCUGUCUUCAUGGUCUUGUUGAAAAAAUAAGGCAGUUAUGCACACGUUAAAUGCACCUUUAAGUUUUGCAGAUAUCAUGCUGAAUGAUUUUUUUUUAGCUUUAUUCUUUGUGUGAUCUGUCAAAGAAAAUGUAUAAAAUGAAAGCAUUCAUUUAUUAUGAAAUAACCUGUAUCUUACUAAAACUGCAGGCCCAAUUAUCCAAACACAUUUGCCUGAAACUGGGAUGUGAGAUGCAUUUGGAUGUUACCUGGUUUGCACACAGGCUGCACCAAACACUAUGUUCUGUUUCAAAUGUAUUUUAGUGUAAUCAGUGGGAUGUUUCAACCAACAGCCACUGUAUUUUAUACGUUUUUGGAAGGGCAAAAAAUUGAAAACAUUUUUAGUUUGUACAAACCCCUGCCACUGCCAUUGCCUUGAAUAAAUGCUUGCAUCUA